AUGGCGAGAAAUGAAGUUAUUAUUGGCAUAUUCGCGGCCGAUAUCGCAUUGAAAUUGUUUUACUAUUCUUUCAAAUUGGGUGUGUAUAAGGUUGUAAAAGGUGGCAAAGUUCCAUUAGGACCACACACCACUAUUGUUAACAUAGACACCAUGCAAUUUCUUGGAACCUUUCUUCUAGAGAUACAUGGUUCACCAAAGGGUCUUCGGUCUAGCGAUACCCAGGAUUUUGAUAAGGCUGUCUUUGCAAAUGCAAUAGGUGUUCUGGCCCUUGGAGGAGAUCACAAGAAGCUAUUAGAGAUCAUACCAGAUCAUGUAAAGAAGACAUGGACCGAGUGGGCACUUCAGGUACUGGUUUUUAUCAGCAUCGCUUCACAAGUUGUCUUAUUUUUACUUGGCAACCUUCGGAAACACAAUCCACGGACACGAAUCAGAAUUUCUCUCUGGUGUGCCUACUUAGUCACAUAUGCAGUUGCAUCUGGAGCUCUUAGUAUCAUCACCCGAAGUGCCUUAGACGUUUGCAGCACCUCUCAUCCGGUAUCAAUAUCUGAAAAGCCAAACACAAGUGAGCUCAUGUCUUUUUGGGCACCGUUUUUCCUUCUUCACCUUGGUGGUCCAGACACCAUUACCGCCUACUCAUUAGAAGAUAAUGAACUUUGGUUACGACACUUGGCAGAAGUCGGUUUUCAAUCAGGAGUCGCGAUCUAUAUCCUCCUGUUGUCAUGGCCAGGUUGUUCUAAUCUCCCAUUACUAAGUGUAUUGGUUUAUAUAGCCGGUUUCAUCAAGUGCUUUGAACGUAUUCGUGCUUUACUACUAGCAAACACCGAGUAUCUUCGAGACUCGAUGCUUGGUUCACCUGACCCUGGUCCCAAUUAUCCCAAAUUCCUGGAGAACUACCACUUGAGAAAGUCACAGGGGUAUAAUGUGAGCGUUGGCGAAGUCCCAGAAGCCCAGUUCCCAGUAAAUGAUAAUACAUAUCCUAAAUUUCAGGGCGAUGUAAUUUCAGAAGCUUAUUAUCUAUUCCAAGCAUUCAAACGGAUUUUCGUUGAUCUCAUACUCACAUUUGAAGAUAGAGAUAAAAGCCAGUUCUACUUUAGCCAGCUUAAAUCUAAGGAAGCUUUCAAUCUAGUUGAGAUUGAGCUCGGAUUUGCAUAUGACAUGCUUUACACCAAGGCUAAUGUCUUGUAUACCUUCGUCGGGCUAGUACUUCGAGUUACUAGUGUUUUCAUCCUUCUUAUGUCACUUGUGGGCUUUUGCUUUCUCUGUGAUGUGCAUGAUUAUAGAAUUACUGAUGUUGCAAUUACUUAUCUGUUAUUUGCAACAUCAGUUGUAAUGGAAAUCGUUGCUGUUAUUACCAUGCUGCGUUCAGACCGGACAGAUGUUUGGCUGAGCCAGCGCAACUACUCACGCAACAUCCUCAUAUUUCCAUUCUUAAAGCAACCAACUAAACUAAGAUGGUCAGGAUGCAUCGCGCAGUUAGAUCUACUAAGUGUCGCGCUUGAAGAGAAGCCUGCUAGUCUUUUGACAACUCAGAAACUCCUUGGGAUAGAAAAGUAUCGCGUAAAGCAUCGGUACAAGACGUACAGCAAAGUUUCUAGCAACCUGAAAAAUCUUAUCUACAACCAAUUUCAAGAGUUCAUGAGGUGCAGCUCUGAUCCAAAAGCAUUAUGUAAUCACAAAGGUAGUUUUUCUCUCCGUAAGAAUGCGUGUGAUGAUCAGCUAUGGAGUAUCAACAAAGUCGAUUUCGAUCAAAGCAUUAUCUUAUGGCACAUUGCUACCACUCUAUGCUUUUACUCAGAAGAGCUUGACAAUCAAGGGGACAUUGAUGUGUAUCGUUUGGAAAGCAAGCAUAUAUCUGAUUAUAUGUUGUAUCUUCUUGUGUCGUAUCCUGUUAUGUUGCCAAUAGGUAUUGGCAUGAUCAGGUAUCGCGACACUUGUGCUGAAGCCACGCGUUACUUCAAAGAAAAGGGCCCUAUUACUGAAAAAGUUAAAGCAUGUAAAAAGUUGCUUAAAGUUUGUUCUCUUGACGUUUUGCCUAGUAAAGUGAAGGGAGACCGGUGCAAAUCUGCACUUUUCGAUGGUUGCAGGCUUGAGUUAACAUUGAAGAAAAUGGAAACCGAACGCAUGUGGAAAGUCAUGAGUCAACUAUGGAUUGAGAUUCUAGCAUAUGCUGCUACUCACUGCAGAGGGUUCCAGCAUGAACAACAACUUCGGAAAGGAGGUGAAUUUCUGACUCAUGUUUGGCUUCUGAUGGCACAUUUGGGCAUCACCGAGCAGUUCCAGGUGUCACAAGGCCAUGCUAGAGCUAAGUUAGUUGUAGCAUAAACACCACAUUCUGUAUUAUUUCUCUUGGAUUAUAGUGCUAAAGUCUACAUUAAGCUAUUGGUUGGUAAUCAGUGGAAACUAACACUAAAGUAAGCAUGGUAGUUAGCGGGAAAAGUGUUGCUGAUAGUGUGUUAGUACUAAAGGUUGAAGUUAGUUACUAUUGAUAUGGAGUUACUACUGAUAUAAAAUAAAUUGUAUUCUUUUGUUGGUUAUGCAAAAUGUAUAUUAGCAAUUAUAUUGAUAUGGGAAAAGAUUGUUAAUUUGCAUU
Helianthus annuus (common sunflower) is the source of this 2590-nucleotide messenger RNA. RefSeq lists its product as uncharacterized. The record is from RefSeq and is a predicted model, not a curated record. NCBI's taxonomy places the organism in Eukaryota, Viridiplantae, Streptophyta, Magnoliopsida, Asterales, Asteraceae. The coding region runs from base 1 to 2322 and encodes 773 amino acids. The transcript has 4 exons.